Phasianus colchicus (ring-necked pheasant) is the source of this 777-nucleotide messenger RNA. It is a transcript of the gene LSM12, whose product is annotated as LSM12 homolog. Gene Ontology annotation, molecular function: RNA binding. Lineage: Eukaryota; Metazoa; Chordata; Aves; Galliformes; Phasianidae. The record is from RefSeq and is a predicted model, not a curated record.
UCGACGUCAUCACGCAGCGCGGUGACGUCGAGCGGCGCCCCGCCCCCCCCUUGGCCGAGCCGAGCCGCGGCGGCCGCUGCGGGCUGAGAGAAAAUGGCGGCGCCGGGCGAGUGCUUCAGCGUGGGCAGCCAGGUGUCGUGCCGCACCUGCCAGGAGCAGCGCCUGCAGGGCGAGGUCGUCGCCUUCGAUUACCCCAGCAAGAUGCUGGCGCUCAAAUGCCCUUCUUCCAGUGGGAAGCCCAACCACGCAGAUAUCCUGCUUGUAAACUUACAGUAUGUUUCAGAAGUGGAAAUAAUUAACGACCGCACGGAAACCCCUCCUCCUUUAGCUUCACUCAAUGUUAGCAAGCUCGCCAACAAAGCACGGAUGGAGAAGGAGGAGAAGCUGAGCCAGGCAUACGCCAUCAGUGCGGGGGUCUCCCUGGAGGGACAGCAGCUCUUCCAGACCAUCCACAAGACCAUUAAGGACUGUAAAUGGCAGGAGAAGAACAUAGUUGUGAUGGAAGAAGUGGUCAUCGCCCCCCCGUACCAGGUGGAGAACUGUAAAGGCAAAGAGGGCAGCGCGCUGGGGCACGUACGCAAAAUAGUCGAGAAACACUUUAGAGAUGUGGAAAGCCAAAAGGUAAUGCAGCGUUCACAAGCACAGCAAACACAGAAGGAGAGCGCCCUGUCGUCCUGAGGCCUGCCGGCACCGAUGUCCUCCCUGGGGAACGGGGCAGCUCGCCGAUUCCAAACCUUAGACUUUAAAAAAAAAAAAAAAAAAAAAAAGAAAAAAAAA